UCCUGCAUUGUUAGUGUUACUGGUAGACCUGAACUUUUAGGAAAUGCCUCUAACCCAUCCCAUUUUCAGCGGAAAUAUAUCCUCAUUCGGUGUAUGUGUCACAAGCUAGCAACAUUAGCGAGAGCAGAAGAAGUUAUCUGGCACCGGCAAGCUGCUUCUCUCCAUUCUUAGUUUGCUGCCAUGUCUUCAGAUGGUGCCGAUUUUGUGGAUAGACACAUGGCUAAUCUCAUCCAGAGGGUCCACACGGUGAUGCCUAUAGCAGAUGAUCUGCUCAGCAAUGACAUGAUCAGUCCUGAGGAGUACUCUAAUAUUCACACUUCCCAGACCAGCCAGGACAAGAUAAGAACGUUGUACCCAUUCUUACAGUCAGGAGGGCCAAAAGUGAAAUCAGCCUUCUACAGGAGUCUGCUGAAACACGACCGUUAUCUAGUCAACGAUCUGGAGAGAGGACAUCUUCAGCCAGGUCCUGCAUUACCUCCUGCCUCCAAUAUAUUGUCAGGGACUGGAAGACAAUCAGUUGAACGUGCAUCAGAUGAGGAAUCAGUUGGAAAGAUCACAUACUACACCAAUAACGAUCUUGGAAAAGGUGCCGAUGGAAUUGUGUUCAGGGGUUUCUUCCUUUGUGAUGAUGCCAACAAGCGUCCUGCUGCAGUGAAGAGAAUUGAACUAGCAAAACAAAGCUAUGCUGAUCGAGAGGUCGUUUUGCUUCUUACAUUGGACUACAAUCCCCAUGUCGUCCGCUACUUCUGCACUGAGAAGGACAAGCAAUUCCUAUACAUUGCCAUCGAGCAGUGUGCCGCCUCUUUAGAUAAGUGUUUUACUAAAGAAAAUCCUUUUGACCUUCGCGGACUGAAACCAGUGACGCUGCUGGAACAGACCAUGAUAGGACUGAAACACCUGCACUCUCACAACAUAGUCCACCGUGAUGUGAAGCCCCACAACAUCCUGUUGAAAAAAGACUCUGACUCAUUCAUGGUCAAGAUCUCAGACUUUGGGAUGAGUAAGCAGUUGGCGGACGACAGACAAAGCUACAGCAUGAGGUCGGGAGCCCUUGGCACCAUCGGCUGGAACGCCCCAGAGGUCCUGGAUGAGAGCAGGAAAGGAAACCCUACCAGUGCUGUGGACAUCUUCUCUGCCGGCUGUGUGUUUUACUAUGUGUUGACAGGAGGCAAACAUCCCUUUGGGGAACCCAAUCGGAGGGCUGGUAAUAUCGAGGAUGGAAAAUAUAACCUCGACGGAUUACAGAAAGACAAACAUGAGGACAUCAUGGCCGAACACCUGAUAAAAUAUAUGGUGACUAAGGAGCCCAAGAGGAGGCCUUCUGCUGAGAGCGUGCUCGAACACCCCUUCUUCUGGAGCCCGGAGAAACAACUGCAGUUUUUCCAGGAUGUGAGUGACUGGAUUGAUGCACAGUUACAGCUGAAGCAGUUGAACAAGGCAAUCAUCGAUCAGCUGGAGUCAGAGGCAGAAAAAGUGGUCAAGGGGAACUGGAUGAAACAUAUCACUGAGGAUUUGCGAAAAAAUCUAGAAAAACGCAAAGGAGCAUGUAAAGGGGGCUCCGUUGAACGUCUUCUACGGGCCAUAAGAAACAAGAGUAACCAUUACGAUGAAAUUCCUGAUCUCCAUAAGACGUUCGGCUCAUUCCCAGAAGGCUUUGUGUCCUACUUCACCUCCCGCUUCCCCCACCUGCUGCUGCACACCUACCGGGCCAUGCUCACCUGUGCUGAGGAGAUGGCCUUCCAGAAAUACUACCCCAAGUUGAGAGAGGCGUGGAUGGUCAAUGACACACAGACAGCCUAAGACCAAAAGGUCCUUUACACCAAUCUUUGAAGUGAUGACAACCAAGCCACCAGCCAAAUAUUGUGUAUUUUUCUAGGCUUUGCUUUUAUUGUUGUUUUCGUAACAUGAACCUGCAGUGCACUGAAUCCAGAGACAUUCCUUCAAUGACAAUUCCAUAACUAGAUAGAGGCUGUCAGUUCACUGUACUGUCAGUGUACAAAAGUGACCUUCGUUUUUUUUUGUGUGUAUCUGUUUUUCUAUUACAUUGCUUAUGAAAUAUUAUUAUUUAUUCCUGAUCCUCUGUGGACCCUGACACUGUACUUUGUUUUGUUUAUGUAUGUGUAUAGAUGAUUUAAUGCUUUAUAGAUGAAGCCUGUACCAUGUUUGACUAUGAUGGCUUUUAGUGCCUCAACUAAAUUUGGGUGGUCCACAGUGUUUUAGUUCUUUUUUUCCCCCUGUAUUAUUUUAUUAUUGUAUCAUUGUGGAUUGACACUUAAAUACAUUUUUCUAACUAGGUUACGCUGCCUGGUCCUUCUGAUCACUGCUAGUCUAUUAGAGUCUACCCUGGUCCUUCUGAUCACUGCUAGUCUAUUAGAGUCUACCCUGGUCCUUCUGAUCACUGCUAGUCUAUUAGAGUCUACCCUGGUACUUCUGAUCACUGCUAGUCUAUUAGAGUCUACCCUGGUCCUUCUGAUCACUGCUAGUAUAUUAGAGUCUACCCUGGUCCUUCUGAUCACUGCUAGUCUAUUAGAGUCUACCCUGGUCCUUCUGAUCACUGCUAGUAUAUUAGAGUCUACCCUGGUCCUUCUGAUCACUGCUAUUCUAUUAUAGUCUAUAUAGACUGAUGUGAUAACAAGAUGUUUGUACUGUAGCUACUUAUUGUGUGCUAGCUAUAUGAAAUAUGUGAGCCUGCUUCACGAAAUCGAAUCACUCAAAACUAGUGGUUCACAUGGUGCCUCAAUAUCCUCAACAUACUGUAAGUCCCAGUAACUGGAAAUGGGUUCACUUGAAAUUGUAGUGUAUUAGGAUUAUGUCUUUGUUAAUGUUUUUCAUGUGGAACUGAAAAUAUGUUUAUGUUAGUUCAA
This is a messenger RNA of Coregonus clupeaformis (lake whitefish), 2864 nucleotides long. Its product is annotated as serine/threonine-protein kinase/endoribonuclease IRE1-like. The record is from RefSeq and is a predicted model, not a curated record. Gene Ontology annotation, molecular function: RNA endonuclease activity; protein serine/threonine kinase activity; ATP binding. Gene Ontology annotation, cellular component: IRE1-TRAF2-ASK1 complex. Bases 181 to 1800 code for a protein of 539 amino acids. Gene Ontology annotation, biological process: protein phosphorylation; inflammatory response; intrinsic apoptotic signaling pathway in response to endoplasmic reticulum stress. The transcript has 14 exons. Lineage: Eukaryota; Metazoa; Chordata; Actinopteri; Salmoniformes; Salmonidae.